GUUGAAAAUCCAAAAGCCCUCCCUCGUCUUUUCAAUCAAGUAAAAUACGGCCGGUUCCCACAAACCCGCCAAACUAGCCGGCGAACGGCGCCGUUUCAUGCGUCUCCAUCUUCCCGCUGCCCAGUGUCCGAGUCCAACCACCAAUCGCUCAAUUCGAAUUCACAGUGGAAGCAGAAGCAACAAUGCUGCACGAGUUGCUCCUCGCGCUGCUGGGCUACACCGGCGAUCUGAUAAUCGACGACAGAGAGCACUCCAAGUCGCUUGGAAUCGACGCUCCGAUUUCCUCCUCGCCGACUUUCAAGCUCGCUUCCGACAUCUCUUUCAUCCAACCCAGCGAAAGGGAUCUGAUAGAGAAGAUCAUCACAUUAGGGUUUUACUACAGGGAGCUCGACCGCUUCUCCGUCAGGUGCCGGAAUUUGAGCUGGAUUAGGUCUGCAAAUGCCAGUCCUGCGGCGUCCGAUACCGAAAAGCCUAGUGUUUACCGGAGGGCCAUUGCCAAUGGCAUUGUGGAGAUACUGUCCGUUUAUCGGUCCGCCGUGCUCCACAUUGAGCAGAAACUGUUGGCGGACUCCGUCCCCAUACUGGCAACCGUCACUCAAGGACUCAACAAGUUUUUUGUGCUUUUGCCGCCGUUGUAUGAGCUCGUUCUGGAGAUUGAGCGGGAUGACAUUCGCGGUGGUAAGCUUCUUAACCUUUUGCACAAAAGAUGCCAUUGUGGGGUUCCCGAGUUGCAGACGUGCAUUCAAAGGCUUCUUUGGCAUGCACAUCAGGUCAUGUACAACCAGCUUGCAGCGUGGGUGGUGUACGGGAUUCUUCAAGAUCAGCAUGGCGAGUUUUUCAUUAGGAGGCAGGAAGAUAAGGAUGUAGGGCAUGGCUCAUCACAUCCAGACAUAUCUGAAAAGUUGGCACGGAUGUCAACGGAAGAUACAUCUUUAACAGAUUGGCACUUGGGAUUUCAUAUUUAUCUGGAUAUGCUGCCCGAGUAUAUCCAUAUGCGUGUUGCAGAAUCAAUUUUAUUUUCUGGGAAAGCCAUCAGUGUUCUUCGCAAUCCUAGCCAUGCCUUUCGGUUCCAGGACAUUGUAUAUCCUCAACAGGUGGCUAAGGGCUCUCAGAAAGUUCAAGGAUUUUCAGGACGAUUUCCUUUCCUCGAAGACCCUUUUGCGGAUAAAGAAUUGAUUGGAGAAGAAUUGCUUCCACAGUCUGAGGCUGAUAAGAUUGAAACUAUGCUUCUGGAACUAAAGGAAUCAUCUGAGUUUCACAAAAGAUCUUUUGAAUGUGCUGUUGAUUCAAUUAGGGCUAUUGCUGCCAGUCAUCUUUGGCAGCUUGUGGUUGUACGCGCUGACUUAAAUGGCCAUCUGAAGGCACUGAAAGACUAUUUUCUUUUAGCAAAAGGAGAUUUCUUUCAGUGCUUUCUUGAAGAGAGUCGCCAGUUGAUGCGCUUACCUCCUCGCCAAUCAACUGCGGAGGCUGACCUUAUGGUCCCGUUUCAGCUGGCUGCAAUUAAGACUAUAUGUGAGGAAGACAAGUAUUUCUCAAGAGUAUCCUUGAGGAUGCCUUCAUUUGGAAUGACAGUAAGAUCCUCCCAAGGAGAUUUACCAAAGGCAGACGGGAAUUCAGGCCCAAGUGCUUCCUCAGAAAUCUCUCUUGACGGUUGGGAUGGAAUUGCUCUUGAAUACUCUGUUGAUUGGCCCUUACAGUUGUUCUUUACUCCGGAUGUGCUCUCUAAGUACUGCAGGGUCUUCCAAUAUCUACUGAGGCUUAAGCGUACACAAAUGGAAUUGGAGAAAUCAUGGGCCUCUGUGAUGCAACAAGAUCACACAGAUUUUGCCAAACAUCGGAAUGAUCAUGAAAAGUGCUCAGUAUCUCAGCAGCGAAGGCAGCGAUCUAGACCAAUGUGGCGUAUUAGAGAGCACAUGGCUUUCUUGAUUAGAAAUCUUCAAUUUUAUAUACAGGUGGAUGUCAUAGAAUCCCAAUGGAAUGUUUUGCAAGAGCAUAUCCAAGAUUCUCAUGACUUUACUGGACUUGUGGCCGUCCAUCAGGAGUAUUUAUCAGCUUUAAUUUCACAAUCUUUCUUGGACAUUGGCUCCUUAUCGAGGAUUCUGGACAGCAUAAUGAAACUUUGCCUUCAGUUCUGCUGGAACAUCGAGAACCAAGAAAGCAGUGCAAAUACAUCUGAAUUGGAACACAUUAUAGAGGAAUUUAACAAGAAAUCAAACUCCCUAUACACGAUCUUGCGCAGUAGUAGGCUUGUUGGGAGCCAGCGAGCCCCAUUUCUGAGGCGGUUUCUGAUGCGUCUCAACUUCAACUCCUUCUUUGAGGCAACAGCUAGAGGCGUGCUGAAUGUUGUCAGACCGCGGCCUACACUUUCUGUCUUGAAUCAACAGUAGCAUCGUUUCUACUCAACUGCUUCAAAAGUGCCUCCUGCUAGUUUCUGCAGUUUCAAUAUUUUUUUGGGGGGAGGCCGGGUUGUAGGGUGUUCUGUUCAACUCCAUGCUUGUUAACUUAGGAGUGAAAGACCGAUGAACAUGUCAGUUAACGAUUCUGGUAAGGUCGGGAGGUCUGGUUUCUUUGUGUUGUUUGCUUCUCGACUUAAUGGAAAAUGGAAAUUAGGUUGGUGAUUUUGAUUGAUGUGGCUUGGAAUCUCGGCGCUAACAGUCCAACGUUGUUGCAUGCAGUUUUCCAGUUCACAGUUAUAUUCUUCAGAAUCGUUGUAUAUUCAUGCGUGACCAACUUGUAAGAGAAUGAAUUUAUUGGGUUGUAAACGAGUUUGUAACCGGUUCAGUUUGUACAUA
Molecule: messenger RNA, 2792 nt
Organism: Malus domestica (apple)
Lineage: Eukaryota; Viridiplantae; Streptophyta; Magnoliopsida; Rosales; Rosaceae
Product: gamma-tubulin complex component 4 homolog
Biological process (GO): mitotic cell cycle; cytoplasmic microtubule organization; meiotic cell cycle
Cellular component (GO): spindle pole; equatorial microtubule organizing center; centrosome
Molecular function (GO): gamma-tubulin binding; microtubule minus-end binding
Source: RefSeq, a predicted model, not a curated record